GACAUUUAGAUAAAUCUUCUUUCGAAGUUAGAAACUUAAUUUUAAAAGUAUUGUAUUAUUACUAUCUACUAUCACAAUGUUAGUCUUACAAUUAUUCACAUUACUUUUCGUUUCAGCUCAAAUUGCUUUGGCUGCAACACUAAGCAAUAUUUUCACAAGCUUAAGUAUAUCAGAUACCACUCUCUUAUCUGAUUUAGAACAAGAAAGAACUGCUUCUUUGACAUGGCAAAUAGAUACUAGCAAUGCUUCUCCGGGUGAUACUUUUACGUUAGAUAUGCCCAAUGUCUUUGCAGUAAGAGCAGGUACAGAUGUUAUCGAUUUAUAUGCCAAUGGAAAUGUGGUAGCAACUUGUGUUCCUUACCUGGGAACAUUUAAUAAUGAUUAUUCUUCCUUGACAUGCACAGUUACUACUGGAAUUUCAUCAUAUCCUGAUACUACUAUAUCGGGAUCACUUUCAUUUGAUUUUGCUUUUAAUUUUGGUGGAUCCACUCAUUCUGCUGAUCUUUCUAGUGCUAGUGUAUUCACAGCUGGUCAAAACACUGUCACAUGGGACGGAUUAAGUGCUACAGUUAAUUUGAAGGGAAAUGGUAUCUAUAUUCCCCAAACUAAUCCAUUUUUGGGAGCUUUAUUCAGAGAUUCGCCCGAACAAGUUUUUCAGGUUUAUAUGUUGACUGGUUUGUGUCCAGGGGGUGUAUCGAGCGGUGUUGUCGGAAUUCAAAGCCCAAACUCAUACCCUUGUAGUAAUUAUGAAAUUUAUGGAACAAAUGAUUUAAAUGAUUUUGACUUACCUGAAUCAUACGAUGAUAUAACCCUGACCCGAGCUGUUUGUACCGCUAAUUCUGUCGCUUUCCAAGUCAGCAAUGUUCCAGAAGGGUACCAAAUUUUCAUUCAAGCUGUUCAACCUUUAACGGAUGAUAGAAGCUAUCUUACUUUAGUGUAUCAACUUACAUGCGGUGAUGGAUCUUCACUCCAGGCUUCUUCUCAAGUAUAUAUUGAAAGUGUUCCAGGUGGCAGUUCAUCAAAUGGAACAGUUUCGGAAGUUAGCACUACAACUUUUACUACUGAAUGGACUGGCUCAUACACUUAUACUACUACUUUACCAUUUGGUAGUGACACCACCAUUGAGACUAUUGAAAUUGAAACUCCAGACGCUGCAGAAAGUAUCACUACUACAACUUUUACUACUGAAUGGACUGGCUCAUACACUUAUACUACUACCUUACCAUUUGGUAGCGACACCACCAUUGAGACCAUUGAAAUUGAAACUCCAGACGCUGCAGAAAGUAUCACUACUACAACUUUUACUACUGAAUGGACUGGCUCAUACACUUAUACUACUACCUUACCAUUUGGUAGCGACACCACCAUUGAGACUAUUGAAAUUGAAACUCCAGACGCUGCAGAAAGUAUCACCACUACCACCUUCACCACCGAAUGGACUGGUUCAUACACUUAUACUACUACUUUACCAUUUGGUAGUGACACCACCAUUGAGACCAUUGAAAUUGAAACUCCAGAUGCUGCAGAAAGUAUCACUACUACAACUUUUACUACUGAAUGGACUGGCUCAUACACUUAUACUACUACCUUACCAUUUGGUAGCGACACCACCAUUGAGACUAUUGAAAUUGAAACUCCAGAUGCUGCACCAUCUUUAACUACUACCACCUUCACCACUGAGUGGACUGGUUCAUACACUUAUACUACUACCUUACCAUUUGGCAGUGACACCACCAUUGAGACCAUUGAAAUUGAAACUCCAGAUGCUGCACCAUCUUUAACUACUACCACCUUCACCACUGAGUGGACUGGUUCAUACACUUAUACUACUACUUUACCAUUUGGCAGUGACACCACCAUUGAGACCAUUGAAAUUGAAACUCCAGACGCUGCAGAAAGUAUCACUACUACAACUUUUACUACUGAAUGGACUGGCUCAUACACUUAUACUACUACUUUACCAUUUGGUAGUGACACCACCAUUGAGACCAUUGAAAUUGAAACUCCAGAUGCUGCAGAAAGUAUCACUACUACAACUUUUACUACUGAAUGGACUGGCUCAUACACUUAUACUACUACCUUACCAUUUGGUAGCGACACCACCAUUGAGACCAUUGAAAUUGAAACUCCAGAUGCUGCACCAUCUUUAACUACUACCACCUUCACCACUGAGUGGACUGGUUCAUACACUUAUACUACUACUUUACCAUUUGGCAGUGACACCACCAUUGAGACUAUUGAAAUUGAAACUCCAGACGCUGCAGAAAGUAUCACUACUACAACUUUUACUACUGAAUGGACUGGCUCAUACACUUAUACUACUACUUUACCAUUUGGCAGCGACACCACCAUUGAGACCAUUGAAAUUGAAACUCCAGACGCUGCAGAAAGUAUCACCACUACCACCUUCACCACCGAAUGGACUGGUUCAUACACUUAUACUACUACCUUACCAUUUGGUAGCGACACCACCAUUGAGACCAUUGAAAUUGAAACUCCAGAUGCUGCACCAUCUUUAACUACUACCACCUUCACCACUGAGUGGACUGGUUCAUACACUUAUACUACUACUUUACCAUUUGGCAGUGACACCACCAUUGAGACCAUUGAAAUUGAAACUCCAGACGCUGCAGAAAGUAUCACCACUACCACCUUCACCACCGAAUGGACUGGUUUAUACACUUAUACUACUUCUUUACCAUUUGGUAGUGACACCACCAUUGAGACUAUUGAAAUUGAAACUCCAGACGCUGCAGAAAGUAUCACUACUACAACUUUUACUACUGAAUGGACUGGCUCAUACACUUAUACUACUACUUUACCAUUUGGCAGCGACACCACCAUUGAGACCAUUGAAAUUGAAACUCCAGACGCUGCAGAAAGUAUCACCACUACCACCUUCACCACCGAAUGGACUGGUUCAUACACUUAUACUACUACUUUACCAUUUGGUAGUGACACCACCAUUGAGACCAUUGAAAUUGAAACUCCAGACGCUGCAGAAAGUAUCACUACUACAACUUUUACUACUGAAUGGACUGGCUCAUACACUUAUACUACUACCUUACCAUUUGGUAGCGACACCACCAUUGAGACUAUUGAAAUUGAAACUCCAGACGCUGCAGAAAGUAUCACCACUACCACCUUCACCACCGAAUGGACUGGUUCAUACACUUAUACUACUACUUUACCAUUUGGUAGUGACACCACCAUUGAGACCAUUGAAAUUGAAACUCCAGAUGCUGCAGAAAGUAUCACUACUACAACUUUUACUACUGAAUGGACUGGCUCAUACACUUAUACUACUACCUUACCAUUUGGUAGCGACACCACCAUUGAGACUAUUGAAAUUGAAACUCCAGAUGCUGCACCAUCUUUAACUACUACCACCUUCACCACUGAGUGGACUGGUUCAUACACUUAUACUACUACCUUACCAUUUGGCAGUGACACCACCAUUGAGACCAUUGAAAUUGAAACUCCAGAUGCUGCACCAUCUUUAACUACUACCACCUUCACCACUGAGUGGACUGGUUCAUACACUUAUACUACUACUUUACCAUUUGGCAGUGACACCACCAUUGAGACUAUUGAAAUUGAAACUCCAGACGCUGCAGAAAGUAUCACUACUACAACUUUUACUACUGAAUGGACUGGCUCAUACACUUAUACUACUACUUUACCAUUUGGCAGCGACACCACCAUUGAGACCAUUGAAAUUGAAACUCCAGACGCUGCAGAAAGUAUCACCACUACCACCUUCACCACCGAAUGGACUGGUUCAUACACUUAUACUACUACCUUACCAUUUGGUAGCGACACCACCAUUGAGACCAUUGAAAUUGAAACUCCAGAUGCUGCACCAUCUUUAACUACUACCACCUUCACCACUGAGUGGACUGGUUCAUACACUUAUACUACUACUUUACCAUUUGGCAGUGACACCACCAUUGAGACCAUUGAAAUUGAAACUCCAGACGCUGCAGAAAGUAUCACCACUACCACCUUCACCACCGAAUGGACUGGUUUAUACACUUAUACUACUACUUUACCAUUUGGCAGCGACACCACCAUUGAGACCAUUGAAAUUGAAACUCCAGACGCUGCAGAAAGUAUCACCACUACCACCUUCACCACCGAAUGGACUGGUUCAUACACUUAUACUACUACUUUACCAUUUGGUAGUGACACCACCAUUGAGACCAUUGAAAUUGAAACUCCAGACGCUGCAGAAAGUAUCACUACUACAACUUUUACUACUGAAUGGACUGGCUCAUACACUUAUACUACUACUUUACCAUUUGGCAGCGACACCACCAUUGAGACCAUUGAAAUUGAAACUCCAGACGCUGCAGAAAGUAUCACCACUACCACCUUCACCACCGAAUGGACUGGUUCAUACACUUAUACUACUACCUUACCAUUUGGUAGCGACACCACCAUUGAGACCAUUGAAAUUGAAACUCCAGAUGCUGCACCAUCUUUAACUACUACCACCUUCACCACUGAGUGGACUGGUUCAUACACUUAUACUACUACCUUACCAUUUGGCAGUGACACCACCAUUGAGACUAUUGAAAUUGAAACUCCAAUUUCGACGACUACAAUCACUGUGGGCUGGACUAAUACAUAUGUUACUACAGUUACCUUACCUACUACUAGUGAAGCUACUUUGGUUACGGUUGAAAUAGAAACGCCAAUUGGAAGUUCAUCACUUGCAGCCACAUCUGAGACUAUACCACUCCCUACUACUGAUAUUUCAUCUUCUGAUUCUAUACCUUCCAAUGAAGUCCUUACUACUAUCUAUAGACCAGGACAAGCAGCUGAAACUUCUAUCCAAUCUGUUAUAAGCUCCGUUGUUUAUACUAGGCCUGAUAAUGUUGUUGUUACUACCAUAGUAACCAAUACGCAAACUAUAUAUUACUGUCCAACUUGUGAAGCAAAUAAUAAUUCCCCUGUUGCUACUACUCCUGUUGCUGCUACUACUCCCGCUGCUACUACUCCUGUUGCUACUACUCCUGUUGCUACUACUCCUGUUGCUGCUACUACUCCCGCUGCUACUACUCCUGUUGCUACUACUCCUGUUGCUACUACUCCUGUUGCUACUACUCCUGUUGCUGCUACUUCUGUUGCUGCUACUUCUGUUGCUACUACUCCUGUUGCUACUACUCCUGUUGCUACUACUCCUGUUGCUACUACUCCUGUUGCUACUACUCCUGUUUCAGCUGAUAAACCUGUACAAAGUAAUCAACAGAGUUAUGUAGAAAAUUCCAGUAUUCCAAUUGUAUCUCAUGUAACUAGUCAAACUACUUAUACUACAGGAAUUGGUAGCCCAAUUCAAAGUGUCAGUAUAUCAUCAGUUACAACUCCAGCACAAACUACAAUUGCAAGUAUAGUAGCUAGCUCUACUUUGGUUUCGGUUGCAAACGAAUCUACUUAUACAACUUCUUUGAAUCAAGAAUCACCAUCCGUCGCUGUUAGUUCAAUUACUACUCUACAAUCAUAUGUUCCUGAGACUACUACUAUAACAACUACAGGUCAAACCUCGUAUUCUGUUAGUCCUAUUGCUAGCGGUAUUGCUACUCCUACAUUAGUUGGAUAUGAAGGAUUGGGUACUACAAAUUAUGCCAAAAGCAGUAUCUUCCUUAAUGUGAUUUCCAUUGUAUUGCCAUUAUUUUUAAUUUAGAUUGAUUUUCGUAACUACAACAAGAAAAUAGAAGCAAAAACAAAAACAAAAACAAAAACACGGGCAUCCUUUAGACUAUUUAUUUAAUUUACUGUUCUCUUACCAUUUAUAAUUUAAAAAUUGCUAAACUCACUUUAUAAAUAUUACUUAGUAGAUAUAAACUGCAAUCUUGAGGAUUUAACCUGUAAACUUAAUUUCAGGCCCGGUGAUUUAACGAUUUUCCGCCGCAUGCCAUUUAAACAAUAUAAAAAAGCGCCGAUGUCACGUGAGAGAAGACCAAUCUGAUUGGAUUGAGAUUAAGAUCGUUAUAUUACCGGUAGCGUCAUAGUUAAACCUUAAGUAUGGACGCCAAG
Scheffersomyces amazonensis is the source of this 6039-nucleotide messenger RNA. Its product is annotated as cell-wall agglutinin N-terminal ligand-sugar binding-domain-containing protein. Lineage: Eukaryota; Fungi; Ascomycota; Pichiomycetes; Serinales; Debaryomycetaceae. The record is from RefSeq and is a predicted model, not a curated record. Gene Ontology annotation, biological process: cell adhesion. The coding region runs from base 77 to 5686 and encodes 1869 amino acids. The transcript has a single exon.